Messenger RNA from Leptidea sinapis, 2908 nucleotides. RefSeq lists its product as uncharacterized. Gene Ontology annotation, biological process: fatty-acyl-CoA biosynthetic process; long-chain fatty acid metabolic process. The transcript has 9 exons. Gene Ontology annotation, cellular component: mitochondrion. The coding region runs from base 57 to 1766 and encodes 569 amino acids. Lineage: Eukaryota; Metazoa; Arthropoda; Insecta; Lepidoptera; Pieridae. Gene Ontology annotation, molecular function: long-chain fatty acid-CoA ligase activity. The record is from RefSeq and is a predicted model, not a curated record.
GGUACUUGAAGUACAGUCCACGUUGCGUUGUUGCGAAAACCGCGCGCGAUCACAAAAUGGCGCGUAAAUUCUUGUUGCGGGAAAUUCAAGAGCUAAAGGCGCUAAGGAGACUGUCUUGCAGUGCGAGUUUAAGGAGGAACGAGGAGUUCAUAUGGAAGUCCAGGCUAACUGAUAUGGUCAUACCUGAGGGAAGGUUUUUGGAUCAGCUGUGGAUUAAUUACAAUAAAUGGGAUUGUAAUCAUGUUGCCCUGACAUGCGCAGAAACAAAAAAAACAUAUACGUACAAGGAGUUAAGAAAAAAUAUUGACAUAUUUGCAACAUCUUUGCGGAAGAAACUUGGCUUACAAGAGAAAGAUGUCAUUUGUUUAUUUUUGCCCAACUCUCCAGAAUUUUGCUUAGCAGCAUUGGGCAUCUUGAGAGCUGGCUGCAUAGCUACUACUAUGAACCCUAUUUACAAAGAGUUGGAGAUAAGCCACCAAGUAAGCAUAACAGAACCAAAAGUCGUAAUAACGGUACCAGAAUGCUACGAAAAUCUUAAAAAAGGCCUCGCAAACGCUAAAAGACAAACUAAGAUUGUUAUUCUUGAUAGAACAGAUAAGCCCGUUCCAGAAGGUACCAUACGAUUUUCAGAGAUUGCUGAAAAUGGAGAAGUAGAUACAGCUGUAUUAGAUAAAGUUGAUGUGAAAAAAGAUGAUGUUGCAUUUAUUCCAUUCUCAAGCGGUACGACUGGUUUGCCAAAAGGUGUUGAAAUAACUCAUGGAAAUCUAAUAGCAUCUAACGAAAUGAUGUGCCAAAAGGAGAAUGACUUUGCUUAUAUGGCGGAUGGAUCAUAUCAGGACGUAGUGCCUUGUAUUCUGCCAUUUUUCCACAUUUAUGGCCUGAUGGUAACAUUAUUCGGGCACAUAUCUAAAGGAUGCAAGCUCAUUACAAUGUCAAGGUUCUCGCCGAUCACAUAUUUUGAUGUUCUGGAAAAUGAAAAACCCAAUUUACUGUACGUCGUACCUCCCAUUGUAAUUUUACUUGGCAAGCAUCCCGAUGUAAAGCAGGAGUAUUUCAAGAACCUCCGACAUAUUGUUUGCGGUGCAGCACCGCUUUCAUCAUCCGAUGUAAAUGCUGUUCUUGAAAAGAGUAAGACUAAUUUAGAGUUCAACCAAGGUUUUGGCGCCACUGAAACCAGUUCGUUGGCCACGAGCACGUUUGUGGGAACGAAGGUUCUGGACUACUCGGCGUGCGGGGAACCGAUGGCCAACGUUCAGCUGAAGUUCAUCGACCCUGUCACCGGUCAUGAUCUGCCCCUUGGAGAACAAGGGGAACUGUUGGUCAAAUCACCAACAGUUAUGAAAGGGUAUCACAAGAACGAGACAGCGACGCAGGAGUGUAUGACUGAAGAUGGGUUCUUCAAGACUGGUGACUUAGGAUACUAUAAGCCUGGUCAGGGACUCUUUGUGACUGAUAGAAUUAAGGAACUAAUCAAGGUUAAGGGUAUGCAAGUUGCUCCAGCGGAAUUAGAAAGUUUGCUUCGUUCCCAUCCUGCCGUGCAAGACGCAGCUGUCAUAGGAGUGCCUCAUCCGUUCUACGGCGAGGUACCGAAGGCCUUCAUCAUAAAGAAGAACGGCCUCAAUACGUCCCCUGAGGAAAUCCAGAACUAUGUCGCCGAUCAGGUCGCUCCAUUCAAGAAGAUAGAUGAAGUUAUAUUUGUGAAUGACAUUCCAAAAACCAACACCGGAAAGAUUCUGAGAAAAGACUUAAAGAAAAUAUAUGCAUGAGACUUUGACUGCAGAGAUAUAAUAUUUAUUUUUACGCGCUUUACACAAGCUUGACUAAAUAUGAAAUCGAAUCUUUCUAUGCAAUUUUAACCACUCCCAGACGCUUCAUUAACAUCACACAAUAUAACUUGUGUCAAGUAAUCCCUACUAAUAUUAUAAAUGUGAAUGUAAGUUUGUUUGUUACGCUUUCUCGCCUUAACCACAUAACUGAUUUUGAUGAGAUUUUGUACAGAAGAGCUUGGGUAAGGCUAUCUUUUAUCGCGAAUAAUAGGGCGGGGUGGAAAUUUGUAUGUAAGUUCGUCAUUAUCGAAUAUCCAACAAGAACACCAUGAAACUUUGUAUUAAGGCACUUGAUUAGAAAUCGAUUUUGAUGAAGUUUAGUACAGAGAUAGACAAGAGCUUGGGAAAGGACAUUGGCUAUCUUUUAUCGCGAAAAAAAGGCUUGGCGGGAUUGAAAUAUGGUAUGGAAGUUUGUAUAAAAGUUCGUCAUCAUCGAAGAUAACACCAUGAAACUUUGUAUUAAGGCACUUAAUAAGAAAUAAAUAAAUAUUAAUUGUUCUAGCACUCUUAAAAUUUAGACCUGGGGAUGAAAAUUCUAUAGUUGGUAGCUAAUAAAAAUGUAUAUUAACCACAGCAGUUUAUUGUGUAUUAUUUGCAAUUACACGCGCACGGAGUCGCGGGUAAAAGCUAGUACAUAAUAUCAUAACACUUUGAAUUGAAUUGAACUGUAUGUUUUUUAUUGCAUGAAAAAUUAUUAACUGUUUACCAAUACUAUUUAACAUGACAUAGUUUGGUUAGUUUUAUAAAAGAAAUUUUAAUUAAUUAUGUAAUAUAAUAUGUAAUUAAUAAUUGUAAUUGUAAAUUUGUAUUAUUUUGGUAACAUAUUAAAAAUGCUCCUAAUUCUGAAUUAAUACUAUGGCGAUCUUGUGUGAGAGUGGUAACGUAGCUCCACUCGAUUUCUCAAGGCCGUUGGCUCGGUCCCCAGCCUUAAACCUUAAAACCUUUAUGAAAAACAUUCGGUGUUCGAUAACUAUUAUAUGACAGAUGUAAUAUACUACAUUUUGUAUAUAUGUUUUAAUAAGUAUAGGUGUUAUUUGUUAAGAAUGAUAUAAAUUUUGUACAAAUAUAUUAUGUGUAUUGUU